Molecule: messenger RNA, 786 nt
Organism: Indicator indicator
Lineage: Eukaryota; Metazoa; Chordata; Aves; Piciformes; Indicatoridae
Gene: LRRC18
Product: leucine rich repeat containing 18
Exons: 1
Coding region: 1-786 (261 amino acids)
Molecular function (GO): protein binding
Source: RefSeq, a predicted model, not a curated record
AUGCCCAAGGGGAAAGCAAAAGGUCCAAAAGGGAAGAAGAUCACCCUAAAAAUAGCCAAAAAUUCCAUCCGGAUAGCUUUGGAUGGAGGGCUUCGUCUUGACUUAAGCAAGAUGGGCAUCACCACCUUCCCCAAGUGCAUUCUGAAACUGGCUGAUGUGGAUGAACUCGAUUUGAGCAGAAACAUGUUAAAAAAGAUUCCAAGUACCAUACAGAAGUUCCAAAAUCUACGCUGGCUGGACUUGCAUAGUAAUCAGCUUGAGGACCUGCCUGAGGCAAUAGGUAGCCUUCAGAAGCUUUUAUACCUGAAUAUAAGCAACAACAAGUUGACCACCAAAAACCUGCCAGAAGACUUGAGCCUUCUCAAGAACCUGCGUAUUCUCAACCUUGGACUGAAUUGUCUUGACAGUAUUCCCACCACUCUUGGGUCUCUGAAAGAACUUAAGGAGAUAGGUCUCUUUGAUAAUGCCUUGACCACCAUCCCAAAGAGUGUGACAAAUCUCCCCAAUCUCAAGAAGAUGAAUGUAGAAAGAAAUCCUUUCCCAGACUCAAAGGAAGAAGUGCAAGAUGACUCCAUUAAACGUGUAGAGACUCUUUACUUAGUACAAGAGAAAGACCUGUGCUCUUCCUGCCUGAAAAUGUGUCAGAAUGAGAGGGACAAGAUGAACACAUUAACGAACAAAACACAGAACCCCUCAAGGAAGCUAAGUUUCCCUUUGCUUCUUACACCCAAUUCCUCCGCAAAGGAUAACCAAGAAGAAUGGAGAUUAAAAGGCAAAGAUCUCUGA